Messenger RNA from Sipha flava (yellow sugarcane aphid), 657 nucleotides. Its product is annotated as tigger transposable element-derived protein 6-like. Bases 1 to 657 code for a protein of 218 amino acids. The record is from RefSeq and is a predicted model, not a curated record. Lineage: Eukaryota; Metazoa; Arthropoda; Insecta; Hemiptera; Aphididae. Gene Ontology annotation, cellular component: nucleus. The transcript has 2 exons. Gene Ontology annotation, molecular function: DNA binding.
AUGAAGGGUAAGUAUAACGGAGUACAAGCUGAAGUUCACGGAUUAAAUGAUUUUAAAGCUUCAAACGGGUGGCUUGAAAAAUUUCGAAAACGGCAUAACAUUUCGUAUAAAUCUGUUUGUGGCGAAGCUUCAGCCGUUGAUAGAAUAGCUGUUGAUGACUGGAAGAAAAAAUUACCAAACAUAAUUGAUAAAUAUGAAAAGCGAGACAUCUUCAAUGCCGACGAGACUGGGCUUUUUUUAAAAGUUCUACCUAAUAAAACUAAAGCAUUUAAAAAUGAAACUUGCAGCGGUGGAAAAGUUUCAAAAGAACGGUUGACUGUGCUAUUGUGCUGUAAUAUGAUUGGUGAGUUUGAACGUCCUCUUGUCCUAGGUAAGGCAAAACGACCGCGAGCUUUCAAAAAAUUAGACGCAAAUAAAUUUCCCGUUGACUGGUGUUGGAAUAAAAAGGCCUGGAUGACGACACAGAUUAUGACAGACUGGCUUAUGAAAUUUGAUAAACAAAUGAUAAAAAGUCGAAGAAAAGUACUACUUUUUGUCGAAAAUGCAGCUCCUCAUCCCCAUCUUAAACUACAAAAUGUUGAGCUAGUCUUUUUUCCCCCAAAUAUGACGUCUCACUGUCAACCUCUGGACCAAGAAAGGAGGAGUCGACGUUGUUGA